CAGCGCGGCGAGCUGAUUGGUUCUCCGGGGCUCCGGCCCGGCCAGUGGCUCUGUCGGGGGUGUGGCCCGACGCCCGCCUGGGUAAUUAAUUCAGUCUCCAGUUGUUGCUCGGAGACUUGUGUAAGUUUGCGGUGUUGCCCGUAUCCUGAGCCAUGGCGCUCGCCAUCUUCAUCCUUCAGCUGGUCGUCUACAUCGUGACCUUCCCCAUGUACUUCCUGCACUUUCUGGGCUUGUGGAGCUGGAUAUGCAAAAGAUGGUUUCCCUACUUCUUGUCGCGGUUCUCGGUGAUGUACAACACGCAGAUGGCCAGCCGGAAGCAGGAGCUGUUUGGCCACCUGCAGGAGUUUGCGGGGCCCUCGGGGAAGCUGUCCCUGCUGGAGCUGGGCUGCGGCACGGGAACCAACUUCAAGUUCUACCCGCCCGGGUGCAGGGUGACCUGUAUCGACCCCAACCCCAACUUCGAGCGGUUCUUGUUCAAGAGCCUUGCUGAGAACCGCCACCUGCAGUUCGAGCGCUUCGUGGUGGCGGCCGGGGAGGACAUGCGGGAGGUGGCCGACGGCUCGGUGGACGUGGUGGUCUGCACCCUGGUGCUGUGCUCCGUGCGCAACCCCGAGCAGAUUCUCCGAGAGGUGCACAGAGUGCUGCGGCCGGGAGGAGCCUUUUGUUUCAUGGAACAUGUGGCAGAUGAACGUUCUACUUGGAAUUACUUCUGGCAACAGGUCCUGGAUCCUGCCUGGUUCCUUCUGUUUGAUGGGUGCAAACUGACCAGAGAGAGCUGGAAGACCCUGGAGCGCGCCGGCUUCUCUAAGCUGAAACUGCAACAUGUCCAGGCCCCACUGUCCUGGGCACUGGUGCGGCCCCACAUCUAUGGCUAUGCCGUGAAAUAGAGUGUAUAAUGAAUGCGUGUGUGUGGAGGGGAGGGGACAGAUGGAGCUGGGUGGGCCAAAGAAUGUAAGGCUUCAUUCAGUUUUACAUUAAAAAUAUGAAUUGGGAGAAAGGGAAAUCUUGGUUUUUGGUAAAGAUGAAUUCAUCCUUAAAAUUUUCUGUCAUAUUUUAGCCUUUUUUUGUGCUAGUUUUAGGGCUUGAACUAAGGGCACUAUCCCUUAGGGUUUUUUUGUGUGUGUGUG
Molecule: messenger RNA, 1127 nt
Organism: Dipodomys ordii (Ord's kangaroo rat)
Lineage: Eukaryota; Metazoa; Chordata; Mammalia; Rodentia; Heteromyidae
Gene: Tmt1a
Product: methyltransferase like 7A
Exons: 2
Coding region: 153-887 (244 amino acids)
Molecular function (GO): S-adenosylmethionine-dependent methyltransferase activity
Source: RefSeq, a predicted model, not a curated record